This is a messenger RNA of Pogoniulus pusillus (Red-fronted tinkerbird), 2143 nucleotides long. RefSeq names its product dynein axonemal light chain 1 (gene DNAL1). Gene Ontology annotation, molecular function: dynein heavy chain binding; alpha-tubulin binding; fatty acyl-CoA hydrolase activity. NCBI's taxonomy places the organism in Eukaryota, Metazoa, Chordata, Aves, Piciformes, Lybiidae. The transcript is spliced from 10 exons. The record is from RefSeq and is a predicted model, not a curated record. Bases 136 to 1662 code for a protein of 508 amino acids. Gene Ontology annotation, biological process: outer dynein arm assembly; fatty acid metabolic process; acyl-CoA metabolic process. Gene Ontology annotation, cellular component: cytoplasm.
AGAGUGGGUCCGGCGCACGGCUGUGGCUACGGGAGCUGUGCAGCUCUACUAUCGAUUGAGGCUGCCUGGAGGGGGCGGUGGCGGUAACACCGUUAUUGCCGUUGGCGCAGCAGUUCUCUCCCACCUGUCGUCGACAUGUGGAGAGUGGUGGCUGUGGCCGCGUUGGCCCCGGUCCGGCAAGCCCUCUGCCGCGCCCCACCGCCACCCCUGCCCCCGAGGCGGUGGGCUGUGAGCGUGGCUGUUUCCCCUGCCGCUGGCCUGGCGGACGAGCGAGUGGAGACACAGGUGGCGGGACUGGGCCCGGGGCAAUCGGUGACCCUGCGGGCUGUGGCGGCCGACGAGCGGGGCUGCCUCUUCGAGUCGUGUGCGCACUACAGGGCGGACGGCCGCGGCCAGCUGCACCUAGGCACGGACGCCUCGCACGGCGGGAGCUACACUGGUGUGGAGCCCAUGGGGCUCUUCUGGAGCCUUGCCCCCGCCGGCAUGGAGAGGCCGUACCAGCGGCUCUUUCCCCGAAACACUGGCAUUCCGAUGAAGGUGGAGAUGUUGGUUCACCAGGGCCACAGCCUGCCCGGCUCCAUCCCGGGUCCGGUGGUGGCCAAGGCUGAGGUGGAGAGGUGGUUCACGGCCCCCGGCGUGCGGAGGAUCCGGCUGAAGGAGGGAGGCGUAAGGGGCUCCCUCUUCCUGCCGCCGGGGAAUGGUCCCUUUCCAGGAGUGAUUGACAUGUACGGUGAUGAAGGAGGUUUGAUAGAAUUUAGAUCCAGUCUUCUGGCUACCCGUGGUUUUGCUGCUCUUUCUCUGCCAUAUUUUGACUUCGAAGAUUUGCCUAAAGUCAUGAAAGAACUCAAACUUGAGUACUUUGAGGAGGCAGCUAGAUUCCUACAGCGUCACCCAAAAGUGAGGGGACCAGGAGUUGGAGUGAUUGGGACUGGCAAAGGGGCAGAAUUAGCACUCUCCAUGAUCACCUUCCUGCCAGAAGUCGUGGCUGCUGUCUCCAUCUCUGCCUGUAGUUCAAACACCAUUGCAGACCUCCAUUAUGGUGAGAUGACUCUGCCUGGGCUUCGUUUUGAUAUGAAUAAGGCGAAAGCUACAACUAUCAAAGAAGCUCUAGCCAAAUGGGAAGAAAAAAAUGGCCAGAAGGCUUCAGAGGCAAAGGAGGUGAAACUGUAUGGUCAGAUUCCUCCUGUAGAGAGGAUGGAUGAAUCUCUCUCCACACUUGUUAACUGCGAGAAACUAUCGCUGUCUACAAACUGCAUUGAAAGAAUCGCCAACUUGAACAGCCUAAAAAAUCUGAGGAUUCUGUCUUUGGGAAGAAAUAACAUAAAGAACUUGAACGGAUUGGAGGCAGUUGCAGAGACUUUAGAGGAGCUGUGGAUCUCAUACAACUUCAUUGAGAAACUGAGGGGUAUUCGUGUAAUGAAGAAGCUGAAGGUUCUUUAUAUGUCAAAUAAUUUGGUGAAAGACUGGGCAGAGUUUGUGAGGCUGGCAGAGCUGCCAUUACUAGAGGAUCUGGUGUUUGUAGGCAAUCCUCUGCAAGAGAAAUAUGCCUCUGAUCAGAACAAUUGGAUUGAAGAAGCAACCAAACGGGUACCCAAACUGAAAAAGCUGGACGGUAUUUUAGUUAUUAAACAAGAAGAUGAAGAUGAAGAAGGAGCAAACUGAUGACACUUUCUUGUUGGGUAUUUAACUAACUCCAACAGCUCAGCACAUAGAACUUUUAUACAAAAUGUUUGUUUGGAAGAAAAUCUUUGGGCAGUAUUUAGAAGACCAGCUUAUCCCCACAGUCUCUCACCCAAAGAAUUAGCUACCAAAAUUUGGGCACACCAGUUUUGUCAAGCUGAUGACACCUGCAGAGACCAGUGGAGCCAAGUUUACCUACUGUUUGGCUAGCAAGAGAUCUUUACCAAAAUUAAUAUGUAACUGUUUUUAACUCCUGUUUAGUGGUGCUUGUUGUUAACACUUGGGUUAUAAUAGAACCGUUUUAGCUUGUUAAGUUCAGCUGGCCAACAGUUAUAAUUGGAACACUGAGGCCAAAAGAACAAUGUUGUGGUUUGAAGAUACAUUGGAAGCUUUGUUGUGUUUGGUUUUGCCAUGGAAAUCCUUCACUACUUUAAAUAUGCAGUUUGCCUUUUCAUCCCCUUAA